AUGCCACAACGACCACCACCACAAUCCCCCCUCCCCCGACGGGGAGCACGAUCCCAGCCACCCCUCCACAUCCAGGCGCCACCCCUCCGCCGCCCCGCCCGUUCCAAGACCCCUCUAAUCCUAGCGGCAGGGGUAGCUGCAUACGGCCUGUCCCUCUACACAGCAUACCUCUACACAACCAUCAAGGACCUCCCACCCGCCCCCUCGAGUCCGCGCCUCCAGCCUAGCAACGCAAAGGUCUACAACGCCCUCGCAAGCGAGUACGACACAAGCAUCUGGUUCUCCGAGCUGACAAUGGGCCUCCCGCUCCUCCGCCGCGCCCUGGCACGCCGAGCUCACGGGCACGUGUUGGAAGCGAGCGUGGGCACGGGGCGGAACGCAGCGUAUUAUGACAUGGACAAAUGCGCCAGCGUCACCGUCGUGGACUCCAGUCUGGAGAUGCUGACGGUCGCACGGGCCGCCUUCGCAUCGCGGCAUCCGAGGUCGGGGACGAGGGUGCGGUGCGUGCACAUGGAUGCCGCGGCCCCAUUACCACCGCCCCCGACCCCGGCGGGGGGCAAGUACGACGUGGCGAUACAGAGCAUGGGCAUAUGCUCGCACGAGGAUCCCAUCGCCCUACUGCGCAAUCUGGCCCGCAGCGUGAAGAGCGGCAGCGAGGGGGGUCGGAUCGUCCUGCUGGAGCACGGGAGGAGCAGGUUCGAGUGGAUCAAUGACCUGCUGGAUAGAUUGGCGUGGGGGCACGCUAGGCGUUGGGGGUGCUGGUGGAAUAGGGAUAUCGGCGAGCUGGUGGAGAGGAGCGGGCUCAAGUUGCUGGAGGUCAGGAGGUAUCAUUUUGGGACCACGUGGUGGGUCGUGGCCGUUCCCCCGGACGAGGACAAAACAAUAGUAUCGUCUUCUCCUUGACGAUAAUGGACAAUACUGUAAAAACCGUAGUCCACAGUACAUGUGCCUAUAUCCUCCUCCUCCCACAAAAGAAAUCACAAGAAAUCACGUGACACCCCACCUUUUUUUUUUUUUUCACUCUUUUCUUUUCCCCCCCCAUACAAGCAUAAUUCAAUGAGAGAAAAGAAAAACCCGUCGCACGAGGCACAAGCAAAGCUUUGUACGAGUACGGUACAGCGCUUGUAUCACCCACCGUCUCACCCCUUCCCAUCCACACAUUACGAUACGAUACGAUACCAUAUCAAUUCUUGGACGCACCCACACACACAAAUCCCUCUUCCACCCACUCCCCGGGUACAGUACCGGUACUCGUACAAGUAGUCUAUCAUAUGCCACACCGGUUCGUCAUACGCCAUAAGUUAUCAAGAAUGAGUCAGGUUACGGCGGCAUCUUCCACCGCCCCAUCUCGGCAUGUGCCUAAUGGGACGGGACCUGCUUACUGUCACUGUCUUGUAUGUAGACUAUGCCGUACUUGUAACACCCCACGAUAAGGGGUUUUUCUCGCCUCUGCUCGGGAGGUGAGACUGCUGU
Tuber aestivum (summer truffle) is the source of this 1473-nucleotide messenger RNA. NCBI's taxonomy places the organism in Eukaryota, Fungi, Ascomycota, Pezizomycetes, Pezizales, Tuberaceae. The record is from the annotation of a GenBank genome assembly.